AUGUCUAAAGCUACAGACUUCCCCAUAGUGUAUGUUAAGAAUCUUCCAUAUAAUACAUCUACUGAAUCCUUAUACCAAUUGUUUGGUGAACAUGGAGCCAUAAAUCAAAUCCGAGUAUCUAAUCAAGAGCAUACUGGUGAUUGUUUUAUUGUAUAUCAGAAUUUAGCUAGUGCAACUAAAGUAGUUAAAGAAUUGAAUGGAAUCAAUUUCAAUGGUAGAUAUAUAGUUCUAUCGCUUUAUUCUGUUGAUAAAUCUAAACUUGCAGAAGAAGACUAUGUUAUACGACGUGAAGAGUUGGAGAGAUUAAAAGAAAAGUAUCAAAUUAGUUAG
Messenger RNA from Scheffersomyces amazonensis, 330 nucleotides. RefSeq lists its product as uncharacterized. NCBI's taxonomy places the organism in Eukaryota, Fungi, Ascomycota, Pichiomycetes, Serinales, Debaryomycetaceae. The coding region runs from base 1 to 330 and encodes 109 amino acids. Gene Ontology annotation, molecular function: RNA binding. Gene Ontology annotation, biological process: mRNA splicing, via spliceosome. The transcript has a single exon. The record is from RefSeq and is a predicted model, not a curated record. Gene Ontology annotation, cellular component: catalytic step 2 spliceosome; U2 snRNP; precatalytic spliceosome.